CUUCUUCACAUCCUGUCGAGCAUCAAAAUACAGAAAGACCUCCUGCAGGUCUGUAGAUGCCACAAUCCCACCAUGUAUCUGCUUCUGCUCUGUCUGACUCUCCAGCUCCUGGACCCCGCAGGAGCUUCUAACAGUGGCAUUAGAGGAGGGAAAGCGGCUAAACCCCACUCCAGGCCCUACAUGGUCUCGCUGCAGUCUAAGGGGUAUCACGUCUGUGGGGGACUACUCAUUCGCAAGGACUUUGUGCUGACCUCAGCACACUGCAUAAAAUAUAAACCUUUGGAAGUAGUUUUGGGGGCUCACAACAUAAGUAAACAUGAGACAACUCAGCAGCGAAUUCAAGUGGGAAAAUAUCACCCUCAUACUUCAUAUUUAAAUGCCAAUCAGUGCGAUUACGAUGUGAUGUUACUGAAGCUGAAGACCAAAGCCAAACUUAACAAAUACGUCAAAGUGAUUGGACUGCCGAGAAAAGACGGCAACAUCCCAGCAAACAUCAAGUGUUCAGUGGCUGGCUGGGGGCAAAAACGGAGUGGUGGGCACGCGGGUGUUCUUCAGGAAGUAACCCAGACCAUAGAGAGAAACGCGCAGUGCAAAUCGCUCUGGCAGAAGUACUUUUUCAACAAACAAAUGAUCUGCACUCGUCCUGAAGGGGACAGGGGAUUCUGUCAGGGAGAUUCAGGGGGACCCAUAAUUUGUAACAAGAAGCCACAAGGUAUUGCAGCUUACAACAAUGGGUGUAAUGAAUCCAAAUAUCCUGACGUCUACAUGAAAAUUCCAUUUUUUGUUCCUUGGAUCAAUAAGACAAUAGAAGGAUACAACUGAAGAUUAUUAUGAAUUUUAUAAAUGAAUCUAUUAUGAAUCUAUACAUAAAAUAAAGCAAAUGGAAAAAGGAUA
Messenger RNA from Anguilla anguilla (European eel), 894 nucleotides. RefSeq names its product granzyme B-like. Gene Ontology annotation, molecular function: serine-type endopeptidase activity. The record is from RefSeq and is a predicted model, not a curated record. NCBI's taxonomy places the organism in Eukaryota, Metazoa, Chordata, Actinopteri, Anguilliformes, Anguillidae. The transcript is spliced from 5 exons. Gene Ontology annotation, biological process: proteolysis. The coding region runs from base 73 to 822 and encodes 249 amino acids.